Messenger RNA from Tripterygium wilfordii, 744 nucleotides. RefSeq lists its product as uncharacterized. NCBI's taxonomy places the organism in Eukaryota, Viridiplantae, Streptophyta, Magnoliopsida, Celastrales, Celastraceae. The coding region runs from base 168 to 518 and encodes 116 amino acids. The record is from RefSeq and is a predicted model, not a curated record. The transcript has 2 exons.
CGCUCGAAGUCGUUACAAAGGCGAAACUAACCGAACCCAAACUAACAAACCCAACACACAGUCAACACACAACACAAACACACACACUUUCUCGCUCUCUCCGUCUACUGUAAUGCUCAUAUCGAGAACCAGACGAGCAACUGCAAGUGAAAAAUCCAUCAAGAAUCAUGGAUGAUCGUCUUCCAAUCUACUCUCCACACUCUAUCCGCGCUCGGAAGAACAGAGGAAGUCUACUGUCGAAGUCACGAUGCUGCAAGCCGAAGAGGUAUAUCCACGCAAUUCCAGCGAUCGUGCUUAUUUCUAUCUUCAUCCUCUACUGGUUCUCUCAUCCAGUGAAUGUGGAGAUCAGGGAUGGCAGAAUUGAAGCUAUAUAUCAAGUCGAUGAGCCACUGUCUCUCCAUAAAAGUCAUGUUGAGCUUGCCAUUCUGGCAUAUGCUGCAUCACCAAUUCCCUCCGUGCUUCAGAAUGUCACAGGGAAUAAUGAAACUCAAGUUCAUACGGUGAGCAAGACCGAUUGAAAAACUCUUCUCUUCUGUUUGAAAAGCUGGUUUCAAGAGUUAUAUUGCUGAGUGACAUUUGUUUGCUCCAAAGUCGGAUUCUGUUCAAGUACCAAUCACACAUUGAUGUCCUUAAACACCCCAAUUCUUUUGUUUGUUUCAUAGAAAAAUUAAUAGAUUUUUUUCCAAUCUGUACACUAAAGAAACGCCAGGAUUCUUACUGCACCUAUGAUUUGUAGAUACAAUU